Molecule: messenger RNA, 1768 nt
Organism: Gavialis gangeticus (Gharial)
Lineage: Eukaryota; Metazoa; Chordata; Crocodylia; Gavialidae
Product: ribonuclease inhibitor-like
Exons: 10
Coding region: 295-1665 (456 amino acids)
Molecular function (GO): protein binding
Source: RefSeq, a predicted model, not a curated record
AGGGAGCUUCCAUUUCUCUUUUUCUGGGUAGAAUGGCUGCCUCAGGAUCACGAGUAUCUUUCCUGGCUCUGUUGUAAUAACUGUACAGGAUGCCUGUUGAACCCACCCGCCAGUGAGGGGCCUUAGCUGGGUUAAUUUGACCACUGUCUGAUGCAAUCCAGCAUUGAAAUGUGGGAUCAGAGGCAGAAACCUUUCAACAUGGGUCUUACGUAAAGAGAACAAAUUACACAGUUUGACUAAGGGGCUCAUAAAUCUAGCAGUGCAAGCAGUACUGGUCUGACAUCAACACUGAAAAUGGACCCUGAUGUCCAGUGUGAAGAGCUGACUGGGUCCAGAUGGACUGAGCUUGUUUCUUCCAUGAAAAAUAGCAAAACCAUCAGGCUGGAUGACUGCAGUCUUUCCAGGAGCCAUUGUGAAGAACUUUGCUCUGUGCUCAGUACUAACCAGUCUCUGAAAGAGUUGAAGCUGAAUAACAAUGAGCUCAAGGAUGAGGGUAUGGAAGUACUGUGUAAAGGGCUGCUGACACCAAGCUGCAACCUGGAGUUGCUAUGGCUGCAGAACUGCAGCCUAACAGGUGCCUGCUGUGAGAGUCUCCGCUCUGUUCUCAGCAAGAAACCGUCUCUGACAGAACUGCACUUGGGUGACAACAAGCUAGAAACCUCAGGAGGAAAAGUGCUCUGCCAAGGGUUGCUGGAUCCUAACUGUAAGAUACGGAAUCUCAUACUGAGCUAUUGUGAGCUCACAAAGGACAAUGCAGAGCUGCUUACAUCUGUUCUGUGCGCCAAGCCGACCCUGAAAGAGCUGAACUUAAGUAACAAUGAAUUGGGAGAUGGCGCAAUAAAACAGCUGUGCCAGGGACUGAUGGAUCCAAACUGUAACUUAGAGUUACUACAUCUGGAAAACUGUGGUGUGACAGCUGAGAGCUGUGCAGAUCUGAGCAAUGUUCUCCGUACAAAGCCAUCCCUGAUAGAUCUGGCUGUGGGAGACAACAAGUUUGGAGAUGCAGGCCUAGCUCUGCUGUGCCAGGGGCUGCUGCAUCCUAACUGCAAAAUACAGAAGCUGUGGUUAUGGGAAUGUGAUCUCACAGCCGCUAGUUGUAAAGAUCUCUCCAAUCUUGUCAGUACAAAAGAGUCCCUCAUAGAGAUGAGUCUGAUAACAAAUAGUUUGGGAGAUGCAGGAAUGGAUCUUCUGUGCCAAGGACUGAAAGACCCAAAAUGCAAACUCCAGUCAUUAUGGCUAAGGGAGUGUGGCCUCACCAGUGCCUGUUGUGAAAGCAUUAGCUCCGUUCUCAGCACAAACAAGUCCUUGAAAGAGCUGCAGAUAGGUUCAAACAAGCUAGAAGAUGAAGGAGUGAAAGUGAUUUGUGAAGGACUGCGACAACCCAGCUGUAACAUAGAGUCUAUAUGGCUGGGGGACAGUGAUGCCACAGCUGGUUGCUGUGACAGUAUCGCUGCUGUCAUCAGUAGCAAACCGUGCCUAAGAGAGAUUGACCUAAGCAACAACAUGCUGGAGGAUGAGGGUGUGAGAAAGCUAUAUGAAGCAGUGAAAAGCCCUAACUGCAAACUGAAGCAUCUAGUGUUGUAUGACAUCUACUGGAGUUCUGAAGUAGAUGAUGAACUGCAGGCCCUGGAAGAAUCCAAGCCUGGUUUGAAGAUAAUUUCCUGAGUCCAGAUGCGACUAUCUUCUGAAUGCUGUUCAGGCCCAACUUUUUCCACUUUGUUUAUGACGCUAACCAAUGAAUAUCCUGUUGCAUAUGCUUUCAUCAAAU